This is a messenger RNA of Amphiprion ocellaris (clown anemonefish), 2295 nucleotides long. RefSeq names its product EEF1A lysine methyltransferase 1 (gene eef1akmt1). Gene Ontology annotation, molecular function: nucleic acid binding; protein-lysine N-methyltransferase activity. NCBI's taxonomy places the organism in Eukaryota, Metazoa, Chordata, Actinopteri, Pomacentridae. The record is from RefSeq and is a predicted model, not a curated record. The transcript is spliced from 6 exons. Gene Ontology annotation, biological process: methylation. The coding region runs from base 987 to 1748 and encodes 253 amino acids.
GCUUCGUUCGUGGUUCAGGUUUGUGUCGCUUUUUUCUGGUCAUUUUAAUGAAUUAUUUGGAGAGUGAAUUAUUUUUUCUGCUGGUCUUUGAACACAUGUAGUUAAGGAGCUUGUUGUAGCUUCGAGUUCACCAAAUCUCCUUUCUUUUGUGUAUUCAUUAUAAACUACGGGGGAGAUAGAUUAUUUUUUUCUGAAGGUGUCCAGGCUGACUUACUUUUUUUACUCAGCAAAUGUUUUGUUGCCAAAUAGUUAAUUUUAUGGUCAUUUACUCAUCAGUUGCAGCCAAGUAGAAGUACAUCAGGACUUCUAUACAAUGGGCUACAUUAAGAUAUUUGAUUGUUAGCAAUCUGGAACAGUUGCUGAAUGUAUUGUUUCAGAAUUCAAGUUACAAAAGAGAUUAGAUUAGAUAGAUACUUUAUUCCUCCCCGUGGGGAAAUUCACAAAUAAAAUCAAGCACUUCUCGUCCUUGUUCUGGACUCCAAUCUACACAGCUAGUAGACAGAAACUGCAACAAAUAAUAAAUUGAUUUGUAUGGAAGCAAAUCAGACUCAUCAGAUUCUGAAUUUUAAAAGCUGCUGAAUUUCUUACUUUGAAUUUUUUUGCAUCAAAAUUUCGUAUGUGAAUUUUUUAUGCCUGAAUUUAGCUCAUCAAAAUUCUAAAAACCAGCUUAAAAUUCAAUGUCUUCAAAAUUCACCAUCAAAAAAAUUCAGUGUCUUCAAAAUUCGCCAUCAAAAAAUUCAAUGUUAAAAAAUUCGCUGUCAAAAAAUUCGCUGUUCACAUCUGGGGGACUCAGGCGUAAACAAUCGAUCCUGGCCAAAAUCGAACCAACGCCCAGCCAAUCACGUGGCGCUCCUCCGGUCAUGUGACGCAGACGGUUCACCUCACAAGACCGGGGUCAACCACGGCUACCAGCAUGAACGACGGCGCUUCAAUGCACAAUGAGGGACAUCUGCAGAGACUGAGAAAGAGUCUCACCACAUCCUGACAUGAGGAAAAAGACUUUAUUGAAGACUACAAUGAGAAAAACUAUCAGACAGCAGACGGCUGCAUUCAAGAUUUUCCUGCAGAAACUGGUCUUUCGUCCGUCAGCAGCGAUGAGCGACAGCGACGACGACGUUCCCAGGCUGUCGGCUCACACUCUGGCCGCCCUGCAGGAGUUUUACAACGACACCAGAAGCGAACCGGAUCACAGCAGUUUGACAACAGACCAGUUCACUGUGGGAGCUGUGGAGGAGGACUGGCGGAUGAGUCAGUUCUGGUACAGCGAUGAAACAGCGACUCAGCUGGCUGAGGAAGUCGUACGAGAAGCAGGAGAAGGAGGCAGGAUCGCCUGUGUCAGCGCUCCCAGUGUUUACCAGAAGCUGAAGCAGAACAUUGUCGACGGUUCAGACCGAGUCUCCGCCGUUGUGUUGGAGUACGACCGACGCUUCGCCGCCUACGGAGACGACUUCGUCUUCUACGACUACAACGAGCCGCUGACUCUUCCGUCCAGCGUUGCUCCACAGAGCUUCGACGUCGUCCUCGCCGACCCUCCUUACCUGUCUGAGGAGUGUCUGAGCAAAGUGGCCCAAACCAUCAAACACCUGAGCAAAGGGAAAGUGCUGCUGUGUACAGGAGCCAUCAUGGAGAAUCUGGCCAAAGAACUUCUGGAUCUGAAAAUGUGCAGCUUUCUGCCGAAACACAACAGAAACUUGUCCAACGAGUUCCGCUGUUUCGUCAACUAUCCGUCACGACUGCUGUCCUGCUGAAGAACCGGAGCUCAGUGGAUUAACUCUUUGAUGGAGGCGAAACAUCACACAGACAUUGUCCAGCUGUUUGCUCCAGAUGCUGAGCAGUGAAAAGACCACUCAGACCUGCAGCACAAGUUGAGAAAUUUGGCAAUUUUCGUUUUUUAGGCAAAAAUGGCAAACAUUUAAUGGUUCCAGCUUCUCAAAUGUGGAGACUUUUCUUUGUUACGUGACACUAAACGGGAUAUUUUGGGAUGAAUGUGGAAAAUUAUAGCAAGCAUCUGACUCUGACAUUUUAUCAACAAAUUAUUGAGUAAUCAAGAAAACUGAUAAUUAAAAUUACUGUCAAUUCAGAAUCACUAACUACAAGUUAACUGUAUGUUGGUGAACAAAUUUAAUAUUUCAGAAAAUAUUUAUUUAGAUGUAUAGUUUACGUGAAUAAUAGAGAAAACGGUUUGUGCUCCUCCAGUGUAAUGAGUUUUCAGUUGUUUCUAAUUUAUAUCAUUUUUAAAUAAAUACAUUUGGGUUUUGAAUGCUGAUUUAACAAAAUAAACCAUCUGUGUCACUA